UGGGUUGCACAACCACAUACCCAACCACUGAGCCAAGGCUCUCUCUGCAGCCGCCGUAUCUUGUAAGUUAGCAAAUAGCAAUGUUGACCAAGGCAGUGGUGUUCAUCCUCUUCCUCUUGAGCGUCUCCCGCUGCGGGACGUCGUGGCAGAGCUACGAUGCGAUAUACAACUUGGGCGACUCCAUCUCCGACACCGGCAACCUCUGCACGGGCGGCUGCCCGUCGUGGCUCACCAUGGGCCAGCCGCCGUACGGAAGCAGCUACUUCGGCCGCCCGACCGGACGCUGCUCCGACGGCCGCGUCGUCGUCGACUUCCUCGCUCAGUUCUUCGGUCUGCCACUGCUUCCGCCGUCCAAGUCCAAGACGAACGGUACCGACCUCGGGAAAGGCGCAAACAUGGCCAUCAUCGGCGCCACCGCCAUGAACCUGGACUUCUUCCUGUCUCACGGCCUGGGCAGCAGCAUCUGGAACAACGGGCCUCUGGACACGCAAAUCCAGUGGUUCCAGCAGCUCAUGCCUUCCAUCUGCGGCGGCGCCGGCGAUUGCAGGAGCCACCUGAGCAAGUCCCUGUUCAUCCUGGGCGAGUUCGGGGGCAACGACUACAACGCGCCGAUCUUCGGCGGCAAGAGCCUCGACGAGGUCUACACCUACGUGCCACACAUCAUCAACAAGAUCACAAGCGGCGUCGAGACGCUGAUCGGGCUGGGCGCGGUGGACGUGGUGGUGCCGGGCGUGCUGCCGAUCGGCUGCUUCCCGCUGUACCUGACCCUGUACGGGAGCUCCAACCAGAGCGACUACGACGGGGACGGCUGCCUCCAGCGCUUCAACGACCUGUCCCGCUACCACAACCGGCUGCUCAGGCAGGGGAUCUGCAGGCUCCGGAGCAAGUACGCCAGCGUCAGGCUCAUGUACGGCGACUUCUACACCCAGGUCGCCGAGAUGGUCCGUUCUCCCCGGAGCUUCGGACUGGAAUACGGCCUGAAUGUUUGUUGUGGCGCGAGCGGCCAGGGGUCCUACAACUACAAUAACAAGGCGAGGUGUGGCAUGUCCGGCUCAAGCGCCUGCAAGGACCCUGAGAACUACUUGAACUGGGACGGCAUCCACCUGACUGAGGCUGCCUACCGUUCCAUCGCGUAUGGGUGGCUCACAGGGCCCUACUGUGUGCCCGCUAUUCUGCAUUGAGCUACCGAUGGCUACGCAUAUUGGUUAACAGUGAUGUAUACUGUAAUAAACUAAUAAUUCAAGGGGAUGCUGCCGAUCGAUGAUGUUUCUGAUGGA
This is a messenger RNA of Aegilops tauschii subsp. strangulata, 1277 nucleotides long. Its product is annotated as GDSL esterase/lipase At5g45910-like. The record is from RefSeq and is a predicted model, not a curated record. NCBI's taxonomy places the organism in Eukaryota, Viridiplantae, Streptophyta, Magnoliopsida, Poales, Poaceae. Gene Ontology annotation, molecular function: hydrolase activity, acting on ester bonds.